Periophthalmus magnuspinnatus is the source of this 945-nucleotide messenger RNA. RefSeq names its product olfactory receptor 11A1-like. Gene Ontology annotation, biological process: G protein-coupled receptor signaling pathway. The coding region runs from base 1 to 945 and encodes 314 amino acids. Lineage: Eukaryota; Metazoa; Chordata; Actinopteri; Gobiiformes; Gobiidae. The transcript has a single exon. The record is from RefSeq and is a predicted model, not a curated record. Gene Ontology annotation, molecular function: G protein-coupled receptor activity; olfactory receptor activity. Gene Ontology annotation, cellular component: membrane.
AUGUUUAACUCCAGUGAGGUCACUCAGUUCUCUCUCGUGGCGUUCCGAGAUCCUGGGAUGUUCCGGUUCCUGUUCUUCUCUGUGGCUCUAAUUCUUUACAUUCUCAUCGUGUUCUCCAACGUUCUCCUCAUUGUGGUGGUGUAUCUGAGUCGGACUCUGCACGAGCCCAUGUACGUCCUGCUCUGCUCGCUCUUCCUGAAUGAGCUGUGGGGCAGCUCAGCCAUGUUACCCUUCCUAUUGGUCCAAAUCCUCAGAGACGCCGCUUUCGCUCCGUACUCGCUGUGCCUGCUCCAGCUCUUCUGCGUUUACUCGUACGCAUCGGUCGAGUUCACUAGUUUAAGCGUGAUCUCAUACGACCGCUAUGUGGCGAUCUGCUGCCCCCUGGAGUACCACGCGCGCAUGAGCCCAAACAAAGUGCGUGUACUGGUGGUUCUGAUCUGGCUGCCUCCGCUCGUCGCCGUAGCGAUCACGACGAUCCUCACGGCGUCGCUAACUCUGUGUGGUAAUGUUAUCGAUAAAGUUUACUGCGAUAACUAUUGCAUCGUUAAACUCUCGUGCUACGACACGACGGUGAAUAACUGGUACGAGCUGGUGGCCGCCUCCCUCACGGUGGUGGCGCCGCUCGUGGUCAUAUUUUACACGUAUGUGCAGAUUCUGCGCGUGUGUUUCAGGGGGAGCGCGCACACGCGACAGAAGGCGGUGAGCACGUGCGCGCCGCACCUCGGCUCAGUGCUUAACUUAGGGUUUGGCGUUCUGUUCGAGGUGAUUCAGACGCGCUUCGACACCAGCGUUCUGCCCACGAUGCUUCGGAUUCUUUUACCGGUGUACCACGUGACCGUGCAGCCGCUGCUCAACCCGCUGAUGUACGGACUCAACCUGAGGCAGAUCCGACGACAGUGUCAACGGCUCCUGCUCAAACACAAUAAAACUGUGGACAUGGGCUGA